This is a messenger RNA of Brachypodium distachyon (stiff brome), 497 nucleotides long. RefSeq names its product 40S ribosomal protein S29. Gene Ontology annotation, biological process: translation. The transcript is spliced from 3 exons. The record is from RefSeq and is a predicted model, not a curated record. Gene Ontology annotation, cellular component: cytosolic small ribosomal subunit; ribosome. Gene Ontology annotation, molecular function: zinc ion binding; structural constituent of ribosome. NCBI's taxonomy places the organism in Eukaryota, Viridiplantae, Streptophyta, Magnoliopsida, Poales, Poaceae. Bases 101 to 271 code for a protein of 56 amino acids.
CCGCCGCCACCUACUCGCCUCUUCUUCCCACGCGCGCCCCCAGGGUUCUCCACCUCUAACCGGCGGCUGCGGGCAGGCGGAAAGGCGAAGAGCGGCGGCGAUGGGGCACUCCAACGUCUGGAACUCCCACCCCAAGAACUACGGGCCCGGCUCCCGCGUCUGCCGGGUCUGUGGGAACUCUCAUGGGCUGAUCAGGAAGUACGGGCUGAUGUGCUGCAGGCAAUGCUUCCGCAGCAACGCCAAGGACAUUGGCUUCAUCAAGUACCGCUAAAUCGCCUUGGCUUCCAUGAUGAGAAGCUAAUCAGGAGCAAACGGUCCAUUUGAUAGAAGGCUUAAUUUCAAUUCCAGUAAUUUAGCUGUUUGCUCAGUACUCUACUAGUAAAACUUUGUGGUUUAUGUUUUUGUUGGAAACUGAAUGAUGUGGAUGUUGAACAUGAGUUAAUUACCGAUCGAAAAGCCUUUUGCCAUGUGUUACCAUGGACUGCUGUUCUAUUUUA